CGACGCGCUACACGAUGGCCUAUCGACACAUAGAUCUCGAAACCAUCUCCAACGAUCAUGUUCGUGACAAUUCCAACAGCGUCCUUCCCACACCGGUGCCGACAGAUGUGGUCUUCGGCGAGGCAACGCCAGACCAGCGUCUUCAGUGCUACAAACUCGCUGCAGCUGCUUUUGGCUCACAUCUUUCUGAGGCGGACUUCGUCGAUCGAGAGACUUUCCUGAAUGACCAGCCUCUAACGCGGAAUGGCGGAUGUCGGGUGUGGUGCCUAUAUCGCGCCAAUGCACCCAGCACAGUGCUCUCCACCUGCAGAACUAUUCGCAGAGCAAUCCUCUUGAAGGACUCUCACGGAAUCCGUGAGGAAAUCGGCUACUGUAUUGUUUCAGUAGUUACUAGCACAGAGCACCGUGGUCAAGGCCUCGCUUCCUUACUCUUGCACCAUGUCGCCCAAUGGCUGGAUGGACCUGGUCAAGCGGCUGUCAGCAUGCUAUAUAGCAACAGGGAAGAAUUCUAUGCGAAGAAUGGAUGGGUAGCAAUGCCGGCUGCCGAAAUUUCGAUUACUGGUAAAUCCUCGAUCCAACAUAAUCACGAUAGCCGAAUCGAAUCAGCGCUCGAGGCGUUGGGGGAUGGAGACAUUACUCAGCUAUGUGCACGUGAUGUACAAUCUCUACGUUCCCAUAUCGAGACAGUAGCUAUUGCCCAAGGUGACAUCUUGGCUACAAUUCUACCAACAGCCGAGUUGAUUAGCCUGCAACAUGCGCGGGCUGACUUUGUGGGCUUGAAAUUGAAUGGCACAACUCCUCAGCGAAAAGGUGUCAGGUAUGCUUCUAAAGCGUGGUUGUAUUGGCACCAUGACUUCCGCAAGCAAUGUCUCUACAUUCAGCGCCUCCGGACUUACGUAAAAAACAAGUCCAUAAGGAUCAAGAUUAUAGUGGCGCUGUUCUUGCAAGCUUGUCAGGAAGCAGAAAGAUGGGGAUUGCCCCGGGUCGUAACAUGGGACCUCAGCUCCGAUGUUUGCGAGGCGGCUAAAUUACUAGGAAGCGGAAGUAAUGAGGGAAUCACUACACGGGAAGCUAGAAGAAAGGAAACAAUGUCGCUAAGAUGGACAGGAGGGGUACAGCUGAAGAGCGCUGCUAUAGCACCCAAUGAAGCAUAUGCGUGGAAUUGAACUGACAGAUCCUAGACAACCGC
Molecule: messenger RNA, 1189 nt
Organism: Cucurbitaria berberidis CBS 394.84
Lineage: Eukaryota; Fungi; Ascomycota; Dothideomycetes; Pleosporales; Cucurbitariaceae
Exons: 2
Coding region: 15-1166 (383 amino acids)
Source: RefSeq, a predicted model, not a curated record